Molecule: messenger RNA, 1773 nt
Organism: Fragaria vesca subsp. vesca
Lineage: Eukaryota; Viridiplantae; Streptophyta; Magnoliopsida; Rosales; Rosaceae
Product: protein ASPARTIC PROTEASE IN GUARD CELL 1-like
Exons: 1
Coding region: 1-1446 (481 amino acids)
Biological process (GO): proteolysis
Molecular function (GO): aspartic-type endopeptidase activity
Source: RefSeq, a predicted model, not a curated record
AUGGGUUCCCUCUGCUACUACAUUCUCUUUGCUCUCCUCUCUUACUCUGCUCACUCCCGCAACUUACCCACCACCACCUCCAAAACCACCGUGCUCGACGUCGCCGCUUCCAUUCAGGCCACCCUAAACGCCGUGUCGUCCUACUCUAACAGUGGAGCUACUCAGUCAUCACUGACCCACUCAGCUUCCUCUUCCCUCUCUCUUCCACUACAUUCCCGCAUUUCACUCCACCAGCAUUCCCACAAGGACUACAAGUCGCUCAUUUCAGCUCGACUCGGGCGCGACUCGGCCCGAGUCAGAUCUCUCACCACCCGGUUAGAUCUCGCGGUCAGUGGCAUUGCCACGUCGGAUCUCAAACCCGUGGACACCGAAAGCUUCGCUACCGACGAGUUCGAGGGCCCCGUUGUUUCGGGGACGAGCCAGGGCAGCGGUGAGUACUUCUCCCGAGUCGGAAUCGGCAGACCGCCGAGCCAGGUCUACGUGGUGCUCGACACGGGCAGUGACGUCAGCUGGGUCCAGUGCGCGCCGUGCGCCGACUGUUACCAGCAAGCCGACCCGAUUUUCGAGCCGACUUCCUCGGCUUCCUUCGCGCAGCUGUCGUGCGACGCCGCGCGGUGCAAGUCCCUCGACGUGUUCGAAUGCCGCAACAACACGUGUCUCUACGAGGUGGCCUACGGGGACGGGUCCUACACCGUCGGCGACUUCGUGACGGAGACGAUCAGCAUCGGCGGGGAAUCUUUGAGCGACGUCGCCAUUGGAUGCGGGCACAACAACGAAGGCCUCUUCGUCGGCGCGGCUGGCUUGCUCGGACUCGGCGGAGGGCCGUUGUCGUUUCCUUCGCAGCUAAACGCCACGUCGUUUUCGUACUGCCUCGUCGAUCGUGACUCCGACUCCACCUCGACUCUCGAGUUCAACACAGCACUGCCUCACAACGCCGUAACGGCUCCGUUACGGCGCAACAGCCAGCUCAACACUUUCUACUACGUCGGGCUGACCGGGAUCAGCGUCGGCGGGGAUAUGUUAAAGAUUCCGGCCAACGCGUUCGAGAUAGACGAAAGCGGGAACGGCGGGAUCAUCAUCGACUCCGGGACGGCGGUGACGAGGCUGCAGACGGAGACGUACGACGCGCUGCGGAGCGCGUUCGUGAACAUGACGAAGGGGCUGGAGUCGACGAGCGGGGUGGCGCUGUUCGACGCGUGCUACGACUUGUCGAAGAUUGAGAGCGUGGACGUGCCGGCAUUGUCGUUUCACUUCGAGGACGGGAAGGAGCUGCCGUUGCCGGCGAAGAACUACUUGAUUCCGGUGGACUCGCAGGGGACGUUCUGCUUCGCGUUCGCGCCGACGAGCGGGGCGCUGUCGAUAAUUGGGAACGUGCAGCAGCAAGGGACACGUGUCAGUUUCGACAUAGCUAAUUCGGUGGUUGGAUUCUCGGCCGACCAAUGCUAGGAAACCAUGGGUGUGACUUUUGGACAUUUACUUCUUCCUGGGUUUGGGUUCUGUUUUUUUAAAAGGGGAUUGCCUCCCUGUUUAGUUGUGUGUCCAUGUUGAUGUUACCAACCAAAUAUAUUUGGGUUUUAGUUUUUAGGUCACUCUCAUGCUGAACAAGAACACGGGUUGGAGAUGAGGGGUUUAAAAAUGGACCACUUGAAAGAUCUGCUACUUUUAUUAUCUUGUUGUGUUUUUCAUUAAUAAUUAUCAUUUAUACAGAGUAGUGGUAUUAGUAAAUUAGUACAAAAUAGCAAAUUGUCAUAAACUAUUCAAUUGAAUUAUUGC